This is a messenger RNA of Coccomyxa subellipsoidea C-169, 1419 nucleotides long. RefSeq lists its product as hypothetical. The transcript is spliced from 10 exons. NCBI's taxonomy places the organism in Eukaryota, Viridiplantae, Chlorophyta, Trebouxiophyceae, Coccomyxaceae. Gene Ontology annotation, biological process: pseudouridine synthesis. Gene Ontology annotation, molecular function: pseudouridine synthase activity; RNA binding. Bases 1 to 1419 code for a protein of 472 amino acids. The record is from RefSeq and is a predicted model, not a curated record.
AUGCCUGCCGUGGCUGAACGUGCGCAGCUGUCAGAGGCAUCCAGCAGCCUCAGGCAGCCAGCAGCAUCCACCCCCAGCGGUGAGCAGAAGGGCAGGAAAGUGAGGGAGGACUAUGCAGUGGUGGCAUCAGCCGUCCUGCCGCCCGGCAGUGCUGCUGUCUCGCUGCCUCAAGCGGUGGCGGAGCUCUUCCCAGAGCAUUUUCCCACGGCUACCAGUGCCAAAAGGGCCUGCCGCAGGGGAGAGAUCCUGGUCGACGGCAGUGUCAGCAAGCUCAAGUACCAGAGGCUGGUGCUUGCCGGGCAGCGGCUGGAGUGGCAGCAGCGCGUGCAGGGAGGAGCACAGCUGCAGGCAGAGAGCGCACCCGCCAUGCUGCAGGUCGUGUAUGAAGACGAGCACAUUGCGUGCGUGGUGAAACCGCCCGGCAUGCCCACUCAGGGCAUGGGAGGCGUGAAAGACGUGGUGGGCUCUUUGGGCUACCUCCUCACGCCGUCCUCCAAAGUCGGAUCCCUGUGGCGGCCCCAGCAUGUUCACAGGCUGGAUGCGCCGACGGGGGGCCUGCUGAUGGUGGCCAAGACGCGGCCGGCCAUCAAGAGCCUCAGUGCCGCCUUUGCGCAGCGCGAGGUCAAGAAGACAUACAUGGCCAUCGUCGGCGCUCGCCUCGAUGGCCGCGGCAGCAUCGAGUAUGCGCUGGACGGGCGGGCGUGCCUGACUGAGUGGGUGGCGUUGGGCCACACGCGCUCGGCGCGCCACGGCUGGGUCACCACCGUCCACUUGCACCCACACACCGGCCGGCGGCACCAGCUGCGGCGACACAUGGCGCUGAUUGGGCACCCCAUCGUCAACGACCGACGCUACACCUAUGGUCACGCUGCCCAGGUGGGGCUCUGCCAGGGGCGCCGGCAGGCCAAAAGAACGGCUUCGGACAGCUGCGAAGAUGACGACUCACUCUGUGAUGUCACGCCCGAUGCCGAGCAGUGCGCGGCAGAAGACUCUGUUGCCGGCAGGGCAGAGGGGGAUGAUGAGGUGGAGGGAAACAGCGCAGCCAUUGCUCUGGAGCGGUUCGGCAGGGCUCCAGCCGCAGAGCAGCCGGGCGGCAAGGACGCUGACGCACUGAGCGCUGCGACGGCGGUGCAGCGGCUGAUGCUGGACAAGAGCGCCGGUCCCUCCAGCAGAGGGAACGCCGCCCUGCUGCCCCGGCCGACGCCGCCGCAUGCGCUAGCAGGCUCACACAGAGUGGCGGGCAGCGUCGGGCUUGACAGUGAAGGCGAGGUGGACACGUCUGAGUUGUGCCUGUGGGCUGUGGGCAUCUCACUGACCCAUCCCGCCACUGGCGAGCUGAUGAGUUUCAACAUUGAUGAGCCGCCGCUCUUUGAGGCGGUGCGCGCUGCAGAGUUUGAGACCUGGCGCAGCAGCUCCUAG